AUGCCACGUCGGCACGGCUCUCCUUUUAAGGCGUCACAAGAGUCUCUGAAUAUGAGCGCAGGGUCGAAGUCCAGUGCUUUAACCGCUGAUCAGUUUUAUCAAGAUAUAUCACAUAGAAAUCACGUCGUUAGUAAAACAUCUCUGAUCCAUCAAGCAGGACACUUCGAAACAUGUUCAGGGCGGGAGAUCAUCAAAGAUGCUAUUCAUGGACACAUUAAAUUACCUGCCCUCUGUGUCCGAAUCAUUGACACGCCGCAGUUUCAGAGACUCAGGUUUCUGAAGCAGCUAGGUACGACCUCUUUCGUGUAUCCUGCGGCAUCUCACAACCGCUUCGAACACUGUCUCGGGACAUGUUAUCUGGCGGGGAAGAUGGUGAAUGCCCUUCGAAGCCGCCAGGAGGAACUCGAAAUAACUAAGGCGGACGUUUUGUGUGUUCAGAUCGCGGGCCUCUGCCAUGACCUCGGCCACGGCGCCUUCAGCCACGUCUUCGAGACGUUCAUGAAGGAAUCCGGGAAGAAGGAAUCCGGAAAGAGGUUCAAGCAUGAAGAGAUGUCCUGUAAGAUGUUCGACCACCUCCUCAGCGAGAACAACAUCAUGCAGGAUUUUAGAAGAGCAGGGCUGGACGAGAAAGACGUUCGGUUUAUCAAGGAUCUCAUCGUUGGAGCAAAGCCUUCAGUUGAAGAAAACGGGAGAACAGCAGCCAAGGCUUUCCUUUUCGAGAUCGUGAACAACAAGAGGACGGGCGCCGACGUGGACAAGUGGGACUACUUCCUCAGGGACUGCCACGCGAUGUUCUUGUGGAGACAGAAAACAAGGUCGCAGGGAAAGGUCAGGGAGAAAGUAAGUCGGGUCACGGUCGUCCUCUGCCCUCAGGUGACCUUCGAGUACGAGAGGCUGGUUCACUUCUCCAGGGCGGCCGAGGUCGAGGGCGAGUGGCAGAUCGUCUUCAAGGAGUCGGAGGCGGAGAACCUGUACGAGAUGAACCACGCCAGGAUGAUGCUGCACAAGAAGGCCUACCAGCACCGCGUCGUCAAGAUCAUCGACCGAAUGCUAGUGGACGCCCUUCUAGAGGCUGACAAGUAUGAGGACAGAAAUGGACAAAGCUUCAAGUUGAGCGAAGUGUGCAACGACUUGGCGGCCUACACUUACCUCACCGAUGACGUCAUGUACCAGAUUCUGCGGAUGCCUUCCGGGUCCCCUCAUCUCGAGAAAGCCAAGUUGAUCCUGCAAAACAUUCUUACAAGGAACUUAUACUCUUACGUCGGGGAAUUUACCGAGGCGGAUGUGAUCGAUGUGGAGAAGACAAAGCAGACACUCAUGAACACGUUCCCCGGCGCAGAGUGCCUGGAAAAGAGAGUCAAAUUUGGCAGCGAGAAUGGAAAUCCUUUGGCAAAGCAGCAUUUCUACCGCAGGGGAAAUAGGGGGGGAUUCAUAACUCUGAGGCCGGAACAGGUCUCUAGAAUGCUUCCAAGAGAGUUCGAGGAUGUCAAAUUUUACGUCAUUACAAAGGACUACAGGGCGGAACAAGAUACUUCGACGAAGAUAAAGAAGGAACAGAUCGCGGAGUUUCUCGAGAAAGAAAAAAUGGAAAAGGAAGAAAAAAUGGAAAAGGAAGAAAAAAUGGAAAAGUAAGAAAGAAUGAUGAGACACUAAAUUCCCUUAUUCGUGGAAAGAAAAUACGUUUAGUAUAGAUCCCGAUGUCUAUUUUGCCCAGUGCCAAUGUACACCUGAAACACAAA
Penaeus indicus is the source of this 1739-nucleotide messenger RNA. RefSeq names its product deoxynucleoside triphosphate triphosphohydrolase SAMHD1-like. Gene Ontology annotation, biological process: dGTP catabolic process. The record is from RefSeq and is a predicted model, not a curated record. The coding region runs from base 1 to 1632 and encodes 543 amino acids. Lineage: Eukaryota; Metazoa; Arthropoda; Malacostraca; Decapoda; Penaeidae. The transcript is spliced from 15 exons. Gene Ontology annotation, cellular component: nucleus. Gene Ontology annotation, molecular function: dGTPase activity.